Molecule: messenger RNA, 673 nt
Organism: Zerene cesonia (dogface butterfly)
Lineage: Eukaryota; Metazoa; Arthropoda; Insecta; Lepidoptera; Pieridae
Product: protein lethal(2)essential for life-like
Exons: 1
Coding region: 37-573 (178 amino acids)
Biological process (GO): response to heat; protein refolding
Molecular function (GO): protein folding chaperone
Source: RefSeq, a predicted model, not a curated record
GAAAUCGAACGCGCCUAGAGUCAAACCGAAUACAGAAUGUCGCUCGCUCCUUACUUCUUCGACUACGACAUGCCAAGAUGGCCCCGCCGUCUUCUGGAACAGAAUUUCGGGCUCACAUUGUCGCCAGACGAUUUAUUCACUGCGACGAGUCCAAUUGUUCCACGGUAUAACAAAUUUUGGUGGCCACGCGACUCGAGUUCAUCAAUCAAGGUCGAGAAAGACAAGUGGUCUAUCAACAUAGACGUCCAGCACUUCGCACCAGACGAAAUUACAGUUAAAACAGCUGAUGGAUUCAUCGUUGUCGAGGGCAAACAUGAAGAAAAGCAAGAUGAACACGGCUUUGUGUCCAGGCACUUUAAGAGACGAUUUAAAUUGCCACAGGAAAUCAACACGGACGCUAUUGAAUCUCGCCUUUCUUCAGAUGGAGUGUUAACAGUUUUGGCGCCGAAGAAAUCUGAAACACAAAAGGGUGAGAGGAAUGUUCCAAUCACACAAACGGGUCCAGUGAGGAAAGAAAUAAAAGAUGACGCAGGGCAAGUGCAGGAACAAAAUGAGAAGAAAGAGAGUGAGUGAAGUUGUUCUUUAAUUAGGGAUUUCGAAAUUGACUGAAUAUUUAAGAGACUGUCAACUUAUUUAUAUUUUAUUUAAUAAAGUAUAACCUAUUCAUUUUCUA